This is a messenger RNA of Drosophila subobscura, 1016 nucleotides long. It is a transcript of the gene U2A, whose product is annotated as probable U2 small nuclear ribonucleoprotein A'. The coding region runs from base 102 to 896 and encodes 264 amino acids. The transcript has a single exon. Gene Ontology annotation, biological process: mRNA splicing, via spliceosome. NCBI's taxonomy places the organism in Eukaryota, Metazoa, Arthropoda, Insecta, Diptera, Drosophilidae. Gene Ontology annotation, cellular component: U2 snRNP. Gene Ontology annotation, molecular function: protein binding; U2 snRNA binding. The record is from RefSeq and is a predicted model, not a curated record.
CACGCGUCGAAUGCGGUGUUUUCUUUUUACUGUCAUUUUUUGUUGAAAAACAUAAAAGAAAGCAAUUUUAAAGUAAAGUAUUGUAUAUAUACACUGCCAAGAUGGUGAAGCUUACUCCGGAGUUGAUAAACCAGUCCAUGCAAUACAUAAAUCCGUGCAGGGAGCGGGAGCUCGAUUUGCGCGGCUACAAAAUUCCACAGAUCGAAAAUCUUGGUGCUACUCUGGACCAGUUCGACACCAUUGACUUGUCGGACAACGAUUUGAGGAAGCUGGACAAUCUGCCGCACCUGCCGCGUCUCAAGUGCCUGCUGCUGAACAACAAUCGCAUCUUGAGGAUCAGCGAGGGCCUCGAGGCCGUCGUUCCCAAUCUGAGCUCCAUCAUUCUGACGGGCAAUAACUUGCAGGAGCUCAGCGACUUGGAGCCGCUCACUGCGUUCAGCAAGCUAGAAACCAUAUGCCUGCUCAUCAACCCAGUCUCCACAAAGACCCACUAUCGCGAGUACAUGGCCUACAAGUUUCCGCAUCUGCGCCUGCUCGACUUCCGGAAGAUAAAGCAGAAAGACAGGCAGGCGGCCCAGGAGUUCUUCCGCACCAAGCAGGGCAAGGACAUGCUUAGGGAGGUUACCAAAAAGUCAAAACUAAGCGCCGCCGCAGCACUGGCCGCAGAGGCGAGUAGCGGCAAAGGCAGGGGCUCUGAUGGUGGUCGCUUUGCCAACCCAGAGGAUAUGCAGCGCAUCCGCGAGGCCAUCAAGCGGGCCAGUUCCCUGGCAGAGGUGGAGCGGCUGUCACAGAUACUACAGAGCGGGCAACUGCCGGAGAAGUUCCAGCACGAAAAGGACCUGGGGCAGAACGGAUCAUCGCAUAAUGGCUCGGAGCCCGUGGCCAUGGAGUACUAGGAUUUCCCAUAGCUGUCAGCUACCUUUUAACUGUAGAACAAUAUUUGUAAUAAAAAGCCGCAACAAAUUAUGUUCCCAUUUUUUGCACACUAGAUACACAUCCAUACAUACACAAAUAUA